AAAGACAAUAAUAAAAACGUUUUAAAAACACAUUAUGACCUUACGUUGAGUAAAGGUUUUUAAUGUUAGAGAAUUUUAAAAAGAUUUCGUCAAACGGUCAAACUGGAGAACAUAAUGGAAAGUGUUACAGUUGGAGACCCCUGUCGUCACCAGAGGGAAGAACCGAGCGGCGAACUACGUCGUCACCUUUACGACCAAGAAGUUAUCUCUAAAAGGGAAAUAUGUCCUCCCUUCCCCCAGUUUAUAAAAGUCUUCAUGCAUCAUCUACAUCAAGUGGACACACCUCUGACUUCGUAGGUUUGAUUUGGAGCCAAGGUGCAUGCGGGACCCAGGGUCAGGGGCUGACAGUGGGCUCAGAGUUUGAUUUGACAGAAAUGUCAGAUGUUGAAUGCUCACACUUUCAGCAAUUCAUUCAAAUGCAAAUGGAGCCUGGGCUUUCAGACACUCCUAAGGCCAGUCCUCCCCCAGCUGCACUGGUAGUUCAAGACGCCUCUUGCUCUACAUGGAUUUCCCCUCGCACGUCUAGUCAAGCUAUUGACUUGACAACUUCAACCUCAAAUGAUUACCACAGUCUGGUGAUGCCAGGGGAAAAGACUCCUGUGUUUUAUGGUGAGGUUCCAAGUUUUGUGCUGGCCAGAAUCGGAGGAGAAGAAAGCCCAAUCAAGGCGGCUAUGAAGGAAGGGGCAAGUUCCAAGAACCGAGCAAGAGUGUGUCUGGAGAAAAGAUUCAACAGCAUGUGUCCUGAAACCACAAGGCAGCAGGAUAGUUGCUCUGCUGUUGUCAGCAAUCUUUUGACAGUAUUUCAGCAUUCAGCAGAGGCUCAAGAAGCAUUCACACAUUCUCAAACACAAAAGUGGGUAAAAGCUGAUCAAGCAAAUCCUUUUAAGGUUUCUAGCUCCCAUGUCGGAGGUGUUUCCGACCCGAUAACCAACGUCUUUGGUCAGGUUAUUGCACACAUGGCUGAACCCAACACACACCAGGGUUUAAUAAUGUCCCCCAGCUUUUCAUUUAACUUUUACCCAGAAUCCUCUGUUACAAAAACUGUCUGUCCUGACAGCAACAACCCUAGAGAGGAGGAAGAGUUGGCCAUCACUGAAAGUACAAUGAGUGGGGCGCAACAUGCCGUCUACAGAGGGCAUCGCAGCAGCCCGUGCUCUGAGCCUGUCAAGGCUGCCAAAACUGCUUCAAACCCAUCCAGAAAGUCCAGGAAGGGCGGCUGCAAAAGGGCUCGAUCUUGCAUAUCCCUAACCCAACGUAGGGAGAGACACAACAGCAUAGAGAGGGAGCGCAGGAAGAGGAUCCGCUUGUGCUGUGACGAGCUGAACACGAUGGUACCGUUCUGUGACUCUAGCACAGACAAAGUCACCACGCUACAAUGGACCACAGCUUUCCUGAGAUACAUCAAUCAAAUGUAUGGAGACAGCUUCAAGGAGGAGUUUCAGACGAUCUUCAAAAAAGAGAGAAAAGAGUUUUUCAAGUCCAGUGCCUCUUCAGGUCAGCAACCAUCCAACCCAAAUUCAGACGACACAUUGAGCACUCCUCUGGCAGCAGAACAAUGAUCUACUACAUGCGUAUUCCACAUGUAAGAGGACACUUUAAAAAAAAUAAUCAAUAAACUAAGAGUCUGUAGGGCUUAACUGAAAAGUUGACAUUUUAUGUGAUUGAAAAGUCCGAUUAUUUAACCCCACCUUAAAGAGUGGAAGGUUUCCAUUGGCUAAAUGAGGCUCAAAGUUUUCUGCAGUUGCAUCGUAAGACCACUAUGUGUCAUUGUAGUGUCAGAGUUGCCAAAACCAUUUCUAUCCAACUGAUAAACUGAAAAACAAAUAUAUUUCACACCAGAUGGCACUGUUUUCUGUUUAAAAAUGGGAAGGACUCUAAUGGCAAGAAGACUGUUCUUCAUCCAUUUUGUUUUAUUAAUACGUGUCACUUUUAUACUUCUUUAAAACAUCCAGCUGCAUGAUUUUUUUAGCUGAGGUUCAUACCGAACGUUCUUCAACUUACUAUAAAUCCUAUUCUGUGUAUGCAGUUAUGUGUUUUGGUAUUUAAACUUGCAAAAUAGUGAAUUAGUGGAGGUAUAAUGAUUUCAUGGUUUUUAGAGUGUAUAUUUCUGAAUAGUUUGGCUGGUCUGAUAUGUAGAGAAGAGUAAUGUUUUACUGAAAAGUGGCUUUAUUUGUUCUUACAACAUGUCGCUGUAGCAUUUUACUGUACAUACAACAGUCACCCACAAUAAUAAAUAGUAUUUAAAGUAAUGUAUAUUUAAUAGUUACAGCACCGGUGGUACACAGUGGAUGUGGUCAUUGCACAUUGAAAAACCCCCAAAAAAUUAAAAAGUUCCUAAUUUUAUUAAUGAAUUAUACAUGUCCGAUUUAUGCAUCCACAACGUUAUCCUGUUUAUGAUUCUCUUAGCUUUAGUUAAUUAACUUCAGUUUACAAGUAAUAUAAAAAAAACAAGCUGUAAAAAAGCAGUUAAGUCUUUUUGAAUUAUUCUACAAAAUCUCUGGGCACAUGGGACAGUACAUUUACAGCUCCAGCACCUAUGUCCAUAUUUUACACGGUCAGUUAGUAUAUUGAGGUAACACCUGUGAUUUACACAAUAAGCUGUGUGAAAUGAGCGUUCACAUCAGAGACGGUCACAGUUGCUGUCAGGGUGUUGUCUGCCACAAUGAUGAUAACCGAAACAAAUGGAGCAUCGAAAUGACAAUUACAAAUUCAUGCCAGUUGUUAUGUGACACAUUUGAGUCAAUACAGUUGUUCUAUUGCACUUUUCCUUGCCUGAUCCACUUUAUUUCAAGAUGUUACCUGUAAUUUUCUGGGUCUCUCAGUUGCUUUGGUGUUCCUGUCACUCGUGGGAUGUUCCUCCAUUCACACUUGUAGAUGUUAUUCCUCCUUGUGAUACAUGUAUUUAAAUAAAGAGGACUUGUUGUGAA
Girardinichthys multiradiatus is the source of this 2927-nucleotide messenger RNA. Its product is annotated as transcription factor-like 5 protein. Gene Ontology annotation, molecular function: DNA-binding transcription factor activity, RNA polymerase II-specific; RNA polymerase II cis-regulatory region sequence-specific DNA binding; protein dimerization activity. The coding region runs from base 222 to 1559 and encodes 445 amino acids. Gene Ontology annotation, cellular component: nucleus. The transcript has 7 exons. The record is from RefSeq and is a predicted model, not a curated record. NCBI's taxonomy places the organism in Eukaryota, Metazoa, Chordata, Actinopteri, Cyprinodontiformes, Goodeidae. Gene Ontology annotation, biological process: spermatogenesis; regulation of DNA-templated transcription.